This is a messenger RNA of Sphaeroforma arctica JP610, 1886 nucleotides long. RefSeq lists its product as hypothetical. The record is from RefSeq and is a predicted model, not a curated record. The coding region runs from base 110 to 1672 and encodes 520 amino acids. The transcript has a single exon. NCBI's taxonomy places the organism in Eukaryota, Ichthyosporea, Ichthyophonida.
CCUUAAAGUCUGUUUAGUUCACGACUAGCGAUUACAGAACUUUACACAUAUUGGAUACUAGACUCUUAAUAAGCAUUUUGCUCGAAACGAGCUAAGGUAGCCUUACUAAAUGCAUUUCUGCAACAGGGGUGCGGGUUCUCUCAUCGAAGAGAUGGAUCAGAACAACUACAGAUGGCCGAGUAACACCGGCGCUACGAAUAUGUUCAACUUUGAUCGCACAUUCGCUAAACAGCAAGUAGCAGCAGAUAAGCCACUACCCAAUAAUAAGGUAAAUGCUGCAACUGGUAUGGUUUGGGAAGCGGAGCAGGAGAAGCCCACGUCGCCCACUUUUUUGAAUCUUAUAGAAGAGUUGCAAAGGGCUUCCGCCCCGCCUACACAAACUAUAAAUGACCAAAUUCCACCCAUACAAACACCACAGCUGAAUUUCGAAUGUGAUGGGAAUCAACAGGCUCCUCAACAGCCACAAUCUCUCAACAAUUUAAGUAGCACAAACAAGAGUUCAAAUUCUCGAAAUCCUUUUGUUAUGGGUGGUAGGAGACAUACACUGUCGAGUGUCAAGGAAGGAGUUGAUAAUAUUGGGUCCAAAUGGCUCAAAACUCAUGCCAGGCCACCCGCGCAACCAAAUUCGCCAUAUUCCGGUUUAUAUGCACAGAAGCGACAAUCUAGUCAACCAAAACUUCCACAGUAUACAAAUAGUCUCACUGGAGAUGACCCCUUAAAUGAAGUUAUGGACUUUUUGGGAAGAACUGAUAUAAACGCCCCAGCCUCUAUGCAACGCGGAUAUUCACCCAAAGCUCUCCACCCAGCGAAUGAAGGUCAUAGAUCGCUAUCAAGUAUGGGAAGGCGAGCAACAUACAAUGGUGGUAAUUUUGAGCACCGUCGGAAUGCCGAUAUGACGAUGGACGGUAUGCUACAAGAUAGUAAUUGUGCGGCUAUGUGGACAGACCACGAUGCCAACCAGCGUGCGUCCAUGGAUCAGGGUUUGUACAAGGUUCAAGACCUUAUGUUACAGAAUCGAGGGGAUGCAAAUUUAAAUGUCAUACCUCAAGACUUGUGGAGUGCACUGCAGCGGAACCAAGGAGACAACGACUUGCAACAGCAGAGGAAUACGUCUCUGCAAGAUGAGCACCUUAAUAGCGGCUUCUUUCAGUCCGAUUCGAAUUUGAUGUUCGGCCACAGCCCGCAAAACGGGGACUAUAGUUCGCCGAAUAGUAUGGGAGAUUUUCAACAUACGGGCCAGAAAAAGGGACGACGACGUCGAACAUUUGCCGAGCUUUCUAGAGAGUUCACAUGCACUUAUCCUGAUUGUGCCAGGCCCUAUGCUAGCGCUCACUCACUGCAGCAACACAUAAGAAUUAAGCAUACCAUGACGCAUCCCACAUUAUUCAAAGGAAGCAAGAAGACGAACGACGACGAAGUGAAUGAAAAGGAGCAAGACGAUGAGUUUGCGGGCACAGGUUCGGGGUCUGAUGCCGAGUCUAUCGGAAAGGUGGAUAUCAAGGAGGUUGACAUGAAAGAGAUGUGCACAAAGAAUGGCACGAAUGAUUGUGGCGACCCAGUUGAAACGAAAGCAGAACCAAAGAAGAAAAGCUUCGCAUCGAACAUCAUAAGUGCUUUGCAUAAAAAGAAGAUGAAGGAGAAACCUCGCACUGAAACUUUCGUCGCUGCAUAGACACCAAGAUGCCUCGAUUUUAUACAGGAAAUUAAUCGAGCUUACUCUAGCUGGAGAGGACAGACGAAUUCGAAAUAAAGCAAAGUAUCAAGAUACAAAAGGUCAAGGGUCUAACAAAUAUAGAGAACGGAACGGAAACAUAGCGGUUCGCCGAAUCACAUUAGUUGGAACUACGACUACGGCUACAAUAAAAGGGAGCAUUGACGACUCAGGU